AUGAAUAACAUUACACCCAAUAGAAAUAAAUCUGAUUCUAUAUCACAACUUAAUAAAGUAUUACCAAUCCCAAUAGAAUUACAUAAUGGAGAAUCAUUAGAACAACAUCAACAUAAUCAUUUAAAUCAUAUAACUAAUGUAAUUGUUGGAGAAUAUCAUUUAAUUUCUGGUGAAUUUGGGAAAAGUUAUAUGACUUGGCAAAUAAAAAUCACUAUAAAUGAUUUAGAUCAUUCAUCAAUUAUUUUAUAUAAACGUUAUAAUGAAAUUUAUCAACUACGACAAGAUUUAUUAAAAAUUUUCCCUAAUACCAUCAAUAAUAAUAAUAAUAAUAAUAAUAAUGUUCCAUCAUUACCACCAAAAGAUAAUUUAAGUCUUGAUCGAUUAUUAAUGUCGAAAAAUUGGUUAGAAGAAAGAAGAAAAGGACUUCAAUGGUUUCUUAGUAAUGUUUUAUUAGAUCCAGUAUUUCAAAAUUGUAAUGUCGUUAAACAAUUUGUCCUAAGUUAA
Candida dubliniensis CD36 is the source of this 504-nucleotide messenger RNA. RefSeq lists its product as uncharacterized. Lineage: Eukaryota; Fungi; Ascomycota; Pichiomycetes; Serinales; Debaryomycetaceae. Gene Ontology annotation, molecular function: phosphatidylinositol-3-phosphate binding. The record is from RefSeq and is a predicted model, not a curated record. The transcript has a single exon. Bases 1 to 504 code for a protein of 167 amino acids.